Microplitis demolitor is the source of this 7217-nucleotide messenger RNA. Its product is annotated as lysine-specific demethylase 4A. The record is from RefSeq and is a predicted model, not a curated record. Gene Ontology annotation, molecular function: histone H3K9 demethylase activity; histone H3K36 demethylase activity. The transcript is spliced from 8 exons. The coding region runs from base 1196 to 6712 and encodes 1838 amino acids. NCBI's taxonomy places the organism in Eukaryota, Metazoa, Arthropoda, Insecta, Hymenoptera, Braconidae. Gene Ontology annotation, cellular component: nucleus. Gene Ontology annotation, biological process: chromatin remodeling.
GGGGUUUAUCCAUCUUCCAUCUCCAACUCCAUCUACACCAUCAACCAUCUUCAACACAGUGAUAUGUCCUAGCAACUACACACGCAAGUGAUAGUGAGUCUCAUUAAAAUACAGUAAUUUACUCAAAAAUUUUAAGAAUUCAAAAAUAAGUUAUUCAGCACGAGUUCUCCUACAAAAUAAACCAAAAGUUGUGAUCGCGUGGCAGUAUUUUUUUUUCCUGAAUCAUUGAAGAGGUUGUUAUUGUCCUCACUAUCAUCCAGUGCUCCAGCUCCGAGCUAUACCGGGUGGUUUUAAAAAUAAAAAUACAAGAUGGUGUCGAGUAUCAAUUGAACUCAGGAAAAAUAAAUUUAAAAACCAAAACCCAACAAUAAAUCGAUAUUCAAACAAAUAAAUAAUUGAUUGUGUGUCAAGUGAGUGAUGAUAAGUGCAAGGGAGAAUGAUGCUAACCUUUGAAUGCUAGACAGUGACAAAUAAUAGUGCGAUGUUUUUAAAACUAUGAAUAUUUUAAAUCAGUUGGUAUUUUAUGGUGACAGUUAAUUUAUUUAUUUGCUUUAUUAUUUUGAAUGAUAAUUAUUAUAUUUAUUAGUGGUUUGUAAUUAGCAGCUGAAUGUGCUGGUAAAAAUGGUGAUUUUUAAUUGAAUUUAUGUCAAUAAGCAACCAUCCAUUUUGUUUAUGCACAAGAACACGCCUCGUUCCGAAAACAUGGAUCCAUCUCUUUUUACUACACACAGAAGAUGGAGAUCGGUGUGCGUGUGUGAAAUUAUCGUGAUUUACUUCCCGGUUCUCGUGACAUAGUACACACCAUAUACUCUGACAAUAAUAAUAAUAAUAAUAAUAAUAAUAAUAAUAAUAAUAAUAGUUACAGUGUGAUACUAAAGCUCAUGCAAUAACGAGUGUCUAUUGCAAUGCGGACAUAAAGUUUUUAUUUAAAAAAUAUUUUAAACUUAUCGACGAUCUAUUGCAUAAAAUAGAAAUUUUAAAUAAUAAAUAUAUUUAUUGCACCAACACGCUUAUUGGGGCUUAGUUAAUUAUGAUAAACAAUAUAUAAGUGAAGAAUUUCAUCACGAUCAAUGAACUACAAAGAAGAUUAAGUAAUUAUUUAUACUUAAUUUUAUUUGUUUAACAACAUAAUUAUGCAAUGAAAUUUGAUUUAAAUAUUUAAAUUAUUAAAUCACGUGACAAUUAUAUUUUAAUAAUGAAAAAAGGUAAACAAAAAAGAAUGGUCAGUUCCUCGGGGGGGACCCCCCGUAUCCAGGUCUUCAGACCGACCUAUGAAGAGUUCAAAGACUUCUCUAAGUACGUGGAGUACAUGGAGAGCAAAGGCGCGCACAAAGCCGGUCUCGCGAAAGUGAUACCUCCUCCCGAGUGGGUGCCGCGAAAAGGCGGGUACGAUGUCUCGCAAAUGGACUUGUCGAUACCCGCGCCGAUCUGCCAGGUGGUGACUGGCAAGCAGGGGCUGUACCAGCAGAUAAACAUCCAGAAGAAAUCGAUGACAAUUCAGGAGUACGAGAAGCUGGCAAACUCCGAGAGGUACGCGACUCCGAAGCACUUUGAUUACGAGGAUCUUGAGCGCAAGUACUGGAAAAACAUCACGUACGUCGCGCCUAUCUACGGCGCCGAUGUCUCAGGAUCUCUUACAGACCCGGAUGUUACCGAGUGGAACAUAAAUCAUCUUGGUACCAUUCUCGACUAUGUAAACAAAGACUACGGGAUAUCUAUUGACGGAGUAAACACCGCCUAUCUUUACUUUGGCAUGUGGAAAACUACAUUUGCAUGGCACACCGAGGACAUGGAUCUGUACUCCAUAAAUUAUUUACAUUUCGGAGCACCCAAGACCUGGUACGCGAUUCCUCCGGAGCAUGGUCGCAGGUUGGAAAGGCUCGCCAGUGGUUUUUUUCCCGGUAGUUAUCAAAGUUGUCAGGCUUUUUUGCGGCACAAAAUGUCAUUGAUUUCUCCGCAAAUACUUCGGCAAUAUUCAAUACCCUGCAACAAAAUAACUCAAGAAGCUGGGGAAAUAAUGAUAACAUUUCCCUAUGGUUAUCAUGCUGGUUUCAAUCACGGGUUCAAUUGUGCCGAAUCAACAAACUUUGCAGCACCAAGAUGGGUCGAGUAUGGCAAGAGAGCAACUCAGUGCACUUGCAGUAAAGAUAUGGUCAAAAUAUCAAUGGACACUUUUGUCAAACGUUUCCAGCCUGAUAGAUAUGAUUUAUGGCUCCGCGGUGAAGAUAUUGGAUGUCAUCCUGAAGAUCCUCGACAAACUGCAGCGCCAAUGCCCUCGCAAAUGGACCUUCUGUGCAGCAACAGCAACGACAAGCUGCCAGACAGUUACGUCAACGCGCCAAAAAAUAAACGGCACACAAUUCACCGUAAGAAAACACUUGUGGAUACAAAUCCAGAUCUCAAUAUGGACGAAUUAGUUAACAGUACUGACAUUCCUGCAGAUGUUAAAAAAGUUCUCCAAGACCUUGAGCUGGAGGAAGACGGGCCCGACGAGCAACAGCUCGAAGUCCUCGAGGACAUUUGGCUGAAAGCCGGCGAGCUUGAAGUCGAAGAGGCCAGCAUGUAUGACGACGGCUACAACAAGAAGAAAAACAAACGCAGGAAGCGCCGGCUUAAUCUAGACAAAGAGCGAGGCGGUUUCAAAACUAAAAAAUCAAUAAAGCCUUCAUUGAACAGGAAUAAUAGUCCUAAUGAGGAAAGCACAAGUGUUGACAUCAAGCCAAAGUAUCUUGACAUCAUUGGCAGCGCGGUCCCGUGUCUCGUCAUACCAAAAAUAACAAACUUUGAUGGUAUCAAUUCAUCGUCAGUCAAUAAUGAAACGAAAAAUGUAAAUUCGUUGUUCAAAAUAAAAGAGCCCUCGACGUCUGACUAUCCUGUGACUCCUGGUGAGACUCCGGUUAAGAAGAAAAGGAAAUAUACGAAGCACAAAGCAGAGAAUAAAGAGCACAAGAAAGUUGAUAGUGGUAGCAUUAAUGUUAAUAUUCCUAAGAGAACUUACAAGAAAAAAAUAAAAUGUAUUGCGCCAGUAGCGUCGGUCUUCGACUCUUCCCAACCGCUGGAUGUUUCUGAUGCAGAUGUCCAGCGUAAACUGAUGGCGAUGCCUAGUCUAUCACAAAAAUCACACAUUAAGACUGAACCCUCUAUUAAAUUAAGUAGCAGUAUCAGUGAUACUGAUGAAAGUAGUAUUAAUAAGUCUAUUAAUAAAUCACGUGCAUCACAAAUUAAUGAUAAUAUUGAGGCUUGUAUCUCGGCAGUUAUAUCGCGCUAUGACUACGAUUCUGACACGUCGUUGCAGGAUAAAUCAUUUGACGAAAGCGUCACUUCAUUUAUUGAUGAUAAAUCCUCUAUUACAACUGACACAGCAACUGACAAAUCAUCAGCGCUUGGCACGUCAAUCGACGAGUCGCCUAUCAAGACCGAAACCUCGACAGCAACUGAUGAUGAUUCUGCUGAGGAUGCUGAGGACAAGUCGUUUAUUAAAGUUGCUGAUACUUCAUUCUCUUCAUCGUCAUCCGCGUCAUCGCAAACAGAAUUUUUUGGCUUCUCUCCAAUUAAAAAUUCAAAAGAGCCGAUAACACUCAGCGCUCCUGUCAUUGUGACAUCUGGUACCACUGAGGUGAAGAAAAAAAAGUCUUCAUUUACUAUUAUACCGAAAAAAUGUUCAACUGCGACAAGAAUCAACAGACCGGUGACUAUUUAUCCGAAAAAUGAUAUUAUAAAGGCGCCUAAAUUAUGCGUACUGACAAAACCGACGCAAAUAAUACAAGCAAACAAUGAAGUCAAGUCUAAAUCACAAGACAAUGACACUCUCAAAGCAGCCAAUGGUCUGCUCGUACUUCAACAGAACUCGAGAUUACUCUCCAGUCCAAAUGAAUCCAGUAAAUUUAUCAAAAGUAACAACAAUAACAACAACAGUUCGAUUCUUCAGAACACAGUGACACCCAUCAAGCCGAAGGUCACAACAAUUACAUGUAAGGAAAUGCGGCAACACUUGGAAAGAUUUAAAUUACCCAAGACUACAAUAAUUUCUGAGAAAACUGACACUAAUGACAAUAAAAUGCUCAGUGUCUUUCAAAGUAAAGUAUCCACUCCUGUUUUUCCUGGCUCUGAUCGGGUUGACGAGACCAAGAGACCGGGACAGGUUAAUUCAAAUGUUACAUUCACAGCAGAAGACACCCGGGUCGCUACCAAACGGUUCUGGCAGGUACCCAACACCAACACCGUCCUCAUAGCCAAUGACACGAAUUCUCGUGAAAUUAAAACAGUCCAAGCGCCUUCAACUUUGAUAAGCUCGGCAUUGAAUACAACUAAAAAGCUAUGGCACAUGCCAUCACCAAAUACUGUUGUACUGAGCGCUGAUGGUAAAUCUUCUUCAUUAAUUAGUAAUUCAUUUUCAUCACCGUCAUCAAAUGCUGCUAUACAAUUUAAUAACAAUAAUAGUAGUAAUAAUAAUACAAUAGCGUCACCAACUCCAUUGACCUACAGUACGCCAAAUAAAAAUGGUAUUAUAAAAGUAGCAGGUAAAACAAGCGCGAGAAUGUCUAUGGGAUCAUCAUCAUCAUUGUCACAGCAACACCAGCAGAUAGCAAUUGGCACCUCACUUUUAAAAGUCGCCCAGCAACAGCAGCUUAAACAAAAUUCAUCUAUAAAUAAUGUUGAAAUAGUAAUGCCACAGCCGCAGUAUAAAAAAAAUCCAGUUCCGCAAUUACACAAAAUAUUACAGCCUACAGCGGUGUCAAUUUUAAAACCCCAAGUAAUACAGAGUCAAUUAAAAUCAAAUGUAAAACGAACACCUCGUAAAAAGAAGCCGACAAAGUUGUCCCUUGAAUCCUUAGACAGUCACGACGAUCUAGCAAGUGGUGACCGCAAAAUGUGCUCGAUAGCGACGCAAGUUGACAAUUUGUCACCGCUCAAAUUGACCGAGUGCAAUGUUAACCAGCCGUCAAACAGCCCGAUAAUAACGUCGAGUUUUAUCAAAGAAGAAGCUGCUUCAUCGGAGUACGAACCGACGAGCUAUGUAGCGUCGACAGACAACAGUGCAGCGGCUAUCAAGUCUCAGAUGCUUUUCAAUUUACCCUCUAAUAAAUAUUUGUCGAUGUCGUACGCAGACUCGAAGAUGUCGAUGCCGGACAUUAAACCAAUUAUUCCAUUAACAACAACCCUGGGAUCGGAAAUAAAAAUACCGAUACCAACGAAACCGAGCGCUGUCGGUAUCAAGUCAAUAAACAGUUCAAAGCCUCCGUCAUUGGCUAAAAUAAGUGGUGGCGCUAAGAGCCAAACUAAAACGCCGCGUAAACCGCGGACGCCUAAGCGUAAAAAUCAGGUUAAAAUUGAAGAGGACGGACUCCCUCCAGUAUUAACGAUUGAACCAAACUACCCAGCUUACAACAAUCACGAGUCAUUUAAAGCGUCAUCUUGUUCGUCCUCGUCAUCGUCAAUGAUGUCACCAACUUUAUCAUCAUCGUCAGCGUCAAUGUCCACCUCUACCUCUGCUGUGGCAGCUGCGUCAAAUGGACAGUCUCAAGUACCAGGUCAUAUUAUGGACAUGCUCUACCCCAAUAAUCCGGAGCUGGACAACGUCCGGAAGUUCAAUGACUACUGGAGCAGUCAGUUGUCACACUGCGCUAUUUGCACAGCAUUUGCAUCCUCAAAUAACGGCUGCAAUCGGCAAAUGCCACAGGACUGGAAGUGUUUCAAGCCGUCGACGUUGCCAGAGAGCUCUCCAAUAUGUGUGUCAUCAAGUUUAUUCGCGGCAAAUUCAAAAGAACAAGAGAUUGAACCAGAAAAUAACAGUUUACUUCGCUGUCGCGACUGUCAUGUCACCGUCCACGCAUCCUGCUAUGGAAUCACAGUAUUACCCAGCGAUUUAUUUAAUUGGGCGUGUGAUAAAUGCAAGGCUGGUAUGGUACAAUCAAACUGCUGUCUCUGUCCGAUGCGCGGUGGUGCUGUAAAACGAACGAGCGACAGUCGGUGGGCACACAUACUCUGCGCUCUGCUGAUACCAGGUGUCACAUUCAAAGAUUCUGUUCACAAAGAUCCUAUCAACGUUCUGACUAUCAAACAUGACAUGGUCAAGCAGCAGUGCUCGUACUGCAAGCAAAUCACGGGUGUGGUACUGAGCUGUCAUCUCUGUAGGACAUCUUUCCAUCCCUCUUGUGGUCUAGUUGCUGGUGCAGCGUUCGACAUACCUGCUUAUGAUUCAAAUGAAUUCCAGGUGACAUGCCGUGGACAUAAAAAUGAAAUAAAAAAAACGUUUGACAUCCGGCAAGGGGAUAAAGUAUGGGCUAAACAUAAAAACACACGUUUUUAUCAAGCAACUGUUGAUUCGAUUGAUUCCCAUAUGUUUUGCAUGGUUACAUUCAGUGAUACUAGUUUCAGCGACAAUCUUUAUCAGUCUGAUAUUAUUAGUCAUGAAGCUCUCCCAAUUAUUGGAGAAGGUGUCAGAGUACAAUGGACAGAUGGACAAAUUUACGAUGGUAUUUUUGAAGGAACUAAUUCUCGAACAAUGUAUACUGUUGUAUUUGAGGAUGGCUCGCGAUGUACUGUAGAAAGUAAUGAAAUAUAUACAUUGAACGAAGAUUUACCGGGAAGAGUACAGUCGCGUUUGUCAGCUGCAACUGAAAUGCAACAUCGAUCUCAUCUUUAUGGCAAUGAAAGCGGUGACUACUUCGUAGUGCAACGGAAAAGAAAUAAAGUUAAGAUUAAAAUCUAAAUAUUUAUGAACAAUAAUAGUAAUAAUAAUAAAAAUUAAUUAAAUAAAAGUAAUGCAACAAUAAAUUAUUAAGUAAAAUAAAAUCAUUGAAUCGUUUAAAUGAUAGAGCUAAAAAUUUAUUAACUGUUGUAAAUAAUUGUAACUUAAUCGUGGGAUCUUGUUUGAUUCUAGUUGUAAAAAAUUGAUAGCUAAAAAAAUUAAACUUUCUAAAUACUCAAGCUUCAAUUAAUUAACAAUUAAAUUUUACUUUUUAUUUAUUUAUUAUUAUUAUUAUUCUUUAAAUAAAAUUGAAUUUAUUUUAUUUUUUUUUACGACAAUUCAUUUUUUUUUAAAUUAUAAAUUAUCAUUUAUUUUAAUUAAUCAUAUUUAAUAAUUUAAAAAAAAUGCAUAAUUGAUCUAGAAUCAAACAAAAUAUACUUAUAUAUUUAAGUACCUGUAUUAUAUGUGUGAAUUUGCAGUUGAUAUUAUUAUUAUUAAUAUGAAUGUUUGUCAUUUUUAAAUUAAG